GGCUUUCCAAGAGACUAAACAAUAGACAAGAAACAGAACUAGGUCGAGUCAGUCGAUCCGCCGUGCAAGUGAAUAACCUGCAAGUAGCAUCUAUUUUAGAAGAAGCAAUAAAGCAUGCGAGUGAGCCCGAACAAUACUUUUUCGUAAUGCUCGAUCAAGACUUGGAAACGAUAUCCAAAUUUUACGAUAGUAAAGAAAAAGAAGCAGAAGCAAAGUAUGAAGCAAUAGAGAUUCAAGUGAAAAUUGUCAAAAGCUUUGCUUCUAAAUUAUCAAAGACUAACUCACCAGGUAACCAUGACUCGAAUGAUCGAGGUUUACACUUUGGAGAGUGGUUCGGAAGAAGUGAUUCUGUAGAUUCAGCCUUGACAGAGAUAUCUAAUUUACCUGACAGUGUCAAGUAUACCAACGAUCAACAUGUGAGCUACAAUGUAGCUAGGAGCAGAUUAAAGAUGGCGAUAACGGAAUAUUAUCGUAGCUUGGAGCUGUUGAAAUCAUUCAAAAUAUUAAACGAGACAGGAUUUCAUAAAAUCUUGAAAAAGUUUGACAAAACUGCAGGCUGGAAAGCGAGUACCUUGUAUUUUCAAAAGCUAAACCAGUACCAUUGGAUAAGAUCACGCAAAAUUGAUGACCUGCUUGAUGGUACAGAGGUAUGAUACAUAGGAUACAAUGAUCACAGGUACUCAAAUGAUAAUAGGGCUUGUAUAUUAAAGAAUUUGCCGGUGGUCAUCGAAGAAAAGGAAUGAACCAAUUGAGAUUACCAGAAAGAGAUGAUGUAAGACGAUUUACUUAUUCAUGUAAUAGUCUAAUACUUCUUUCA
This is a messenger RNA of Rhizopus microsporus ATCC 52813, 817 nucleotides long. RefSeq lists its product as uncharacterized. Bases 147 to 653 code for a protein of 168 amino acids. The record is from RefSeq and is a predicted model, not a curated record. NCBI's taxonomy places the organism in Eukaryota, Fungi, Mucoromycota, Mucoromycetes, Mucorales, Rhizopodaceae. Gene Ontology annotation, molecular function: inositol hexakisphosphate binding. The transcript is spliced from 6 exons. Gene Ontology annotation, biological process: cellular response to phosphate starvation; phosphate ion transport. Gene Ontology annotation, cellular component: Golgi apparatus; plasma membrane; cytoplasm.